Malania oleifera is the source of this 3047-nucleotide messenger RNA. RefSeq lists its product as uncharacterized. The transcript is spliced from 21 exons. NCBI's taxonomy places the organism in Eukaryota, Viridiplantae, Streptophyta, Magnoliopsida, Santalales, Ximeniaceae. Bases 393 to 2780 code for a protein of 795 amino acids. The record is from RefSeq and is a predicted model, not a curated record. Gene Ontology annotation, biological process: protein phosphorylation. Gene Ontology annotation, molecular function: ATP binding; protein kinase activity.
ACCGAUCGUCGCCGUCAGCCUCUUACAAGAGUACAAAAUCGAAAAAGCCCACAUCUUCCGACCGUCGGUUUCUUUAUGCUGCCUCCAAUCUAGUAUUUCUGUCUUUGUUACCAUUCGCAACGACGAGCUCAUACGCCACCGCUUGGUUCAAUGACAACUUGAAACCCUUCAUCGACUUCGUCUUGUUCCCCUUCAUCAUCGCCGGCGAUGACGCCAUCCCGGGACCAUAUGCCGUUUAUGUUCGCCAUCACGGAGCUUGAUCCGUGAGGGAGCUUGAUCUUACACAGCACACACGCUAUCAGAUCGAACCACGCUCCUUCUUCUCCACCUCCUCGUCGUCAUAUCUGCGAAGCAAGCUUGAGGGAGAGAUUGCGUGUGUUCUUCCUGGGAAGAUGCUGAAAUUCUUAAAGGGCGUCGUUGCCGGAUCUGGGACGGGACUCAAAGAUCUGCCCUACAACAUCGGAGAACCUUACUCCUCUGCUUGGGGCUCUUGGACGCAUUUUCGUGGCUCCUCCAAGGAUGAUGGAUCUCCAGUGUCAAUCUUUUCUCUUUCAGGAAGUAAUGCCCAGGAUGGACACUUAGCUGCUGGUCGUAAUGGUGUCAAGCGUCUGCGUACGGUCAGGCAUCCAAAUAUAUUGUCAUUUCUCCAUGGUACUGAGGCUGAGACUUUUGAUGGUUCGGCUAUGAAGGUUACUAUCUAUAUUGUCACUGAACCUGUUGUUCCGUUAUCAGAAAAGAUUAGGGAAUUAGGCUUAGAAGUUACACAAAGGGAUGAGUAUUAUGCAUGGGGGCUACACCAGAUAGCCAAAGCUGUGAGCUUUUUAAAUAAUGAUUGUAAACUUGUUCAUGGUAAUGUUUGCUUGGCCAGUGUUGUUGUCACUCAAACUUUGGACUGGAAGCUUCAUGCAUUUGAUGUUCUAUCUGAAUUUGAUGCUAAUAAUGAAUCCUCCACCAUGCCAAUGCUGCAAUACGAAUGGCUUGUUGGAUCACAAUAUAAAUCAAUGGAAUUGCUAAAGUCUGAUUGGGCAACGAUCAGAAAGUCUCCACCAUGGGCCAUUGAUUCUUGGGGCUUGGGUUGUCUUAUUUAUGAACUUUUCUCUGGUAAGAAGUUGGUGAAAACUGAGGAGCUGUGUAACACUGCUUCCAUUCCAAAGUCUUUACUUCCAGAUUAUCAGCGGCUAUUAUGUUCCAGGCCUUCUGGCAGGUUGAACACAUCAAAGCUCAUUGAAAAUAAUGAAUAUUUCCAGAAUAAGUUGGUGGAUACCAUACAUUUCAUGGAAAUCCUUAAUUUAAAGGAUAGCGUUGAGAAAGAUACCUUUUUCCGAAAGCUUCCAAAUUUAGCAGAACAACUUCCCCGCCAAAUUGUGGUGAAAAAGUUACUGCCUUUACUAGCUUCUGCAUUAGAAUUUGGUUCAGCUGCUGCCCCUGCGUUGACCGCCUUAUUGAAAAUGGGUUCUUGGCUUCCAUCGGAAGACUUCAGUCUCAAGGUGUUGCCAACAAUUGUAAAACUCUUUGCCUCCAAUGACCGUGCUAUUAGAGUUGGUCUCUUGCAGCAUAUUGAUCAAUAUGGAGAAUCAUUGUCUGCAAAAAUUGUUGAUGAGCAAGUUUACACUCAUGUUGCGACUGGGUUCUCAGACACAUCUGCUUUUCUCAGAGAACUGACACUUAAAUCCAUGCUUGUUUUGGCUCCUAAGCUGUCUCAACGUACUAUAUCAGGAUCGUUACUGAAGUAUCUUUCAAAGUUGCAGGUUGAUGAAGAACCAGCAAUUAGAACAAAUACAACGAUAUUACUUGGGAACAUUGCUAGCUACCUUAAUGAAGGGACAAGGAAAAGAGUCUUGAUAAAUGCAUUUACGGUCCGUGCACUGCGAGAUACUUUUUCUCCUGCCCGAGGAGCAGGAGUCAUGGCUUUAUGCGCCACCAGUUCUUAUUAUGAUGUCACUGAAAUUGCAACUCGGAUUCUACCGAAUGUUGUUGUAUUGACCAUUGAUCCUGAUAGUGAUGUUCGAUCGAAGGCAUUUCAAGCUGUUGAUCAAUUUUUGCAGAUAAUGAAGCAAUACCAUGAGAAGACAAGUGUUGGAGAUAUCACUGAGACUUCAAGCAUAGGGAUCCCAUCAAUACCUGGAAAUGCAAGCUUACUGGGAUGGGCCAUGAGCUCCUUUUCUUUAAAAGGUAAACCAUCUGAGCAAGCUCCAGUUGCUUCUACAAAUUCGAACACAUCUCUCCCUUCUGCCAACUCCAUUGCUAGCUCCGUGGAUUCACUGAGUACUACAGCAGCCCAUGUAAGUUCUGGUGCAGAUAUAGCUGAUCAACCAGUUCCUGCAUCCCCUACAUCAACAGAUGGGUGGGGAGAACUUGAAAAUGGAAUUCAUGAAGAGCAUGAUAGUGACAAAGAUGGUUGGGAUGAUAUUGAGCCACUUGAAGAGCUGAAGCCAUUUCCAGCUCUUGCCAACAUUCAAGCAGCUCAAAAGCGACCGGUGUCACAGCCAAAAUCGCAAGCUACAAGUUUGCGAGCAAAAAACAUGGUGAAGGUGACUGAAGAAGAAGAUGAUUUGUGGGGUUCAAUAGCUGCUCCUGCUCCAAAAACAGCGGCCAAAUCUUUGAACGUGAAAACAGCUGGUGGAACAGUUGAUGCAGAUGACCCUUGGGCUGCAAUUGCUGCUCCGGCACCAACAACCAGGGUCAAGCCCUUGUCAGCUGGUCGAGGCCAAGGGGUUAAACCUGCUGCUUCCAAAUUGGGAGCUCAAAGGAUAAACCGGACAUCAUCUUCUGGGAUAUAAUUUUUUUUAGGGGAGAGAGAGAGAGAAUGAGUCCAGUUAAGAUGAUGUUUUUGCAAUUUUUUUUGGGGGUUUUCUUACUAGAUAAGAUAUCAAGUCUGUCACCAUGGGUUGUAUUUGGGCCUUUUUCAACGUUGCAUUUGAUUUGUAAUAUUAAUUCUUUUCUACCAAAUAUAUAUAGGUGUGGAAACUGUUUGGUGUCUUGCAGAUUUUAGUAUUGAAAUUUGAAUACGGUUGAUGUAUAAAUGUAUUCCUGUAUUUUUCUGUCCA